Patella vulgata (common limpet) is the source of this 4967-nucleotide messenger RNA. RefSeq lists its product as uncharacterized. Bases 134 to 3127 code for a protein of 997 amino acids. The record is from RefSeq and is a predicted model, not a curated record. Gene Ontology annotation, biological process: protein phosphorylation. NCBI's taxonomy places the organism in Eukaryota, Metazoa, Mollusca, Gastropoda, Patellidae. The transcript is spliced from 15 exons. Gene Ontology annotation, molecular function: protein kinase activity; ATP binding.
CCUCAUUGAAAAGAAACUCAAAGGACAAGAUAUUAAUAGUAACAUAUAUUAAAAUUACGGAUGUAAUAGUUUUAGAAUUUUCUCCGAUAGAAUAUAGUCCAGCAGAUGGUUGUGAAAGAAAACCAGAUUGAAAAUGUCUAGUCGUUCAACAACGAUCAGGGUUGAAACAGUUGAUGAUGUUAGCCGUAUACCAGACUUGUUACAGGCGAUGAAGGUGAUGAGAGAGUUACAUAUAACCACAACUGGUGUUAGAGAUUUAGAUCAAGCCAAAGCCAAAAUCAUCGAAAACUUCUCAAAAGAAAAGGCUCAUGAAAUCUACUCCAAAAAUUCUCUCCUACAGGACCGAGAUCCCAUGCAACUCGCCCUGAAAGAGAACGAAGCCAAUCGGGAAAAGUUGACUCAGCUAUUCAGAAAGUGUGAUGCUUACUUAAGAUCCAUGUCCAGUCAGUUCCAGGAUGAUUUAAGACGAACUUUUCCAGAGUUUGAGACAGUUUUUCAACAAAGAGAACGAGAUCUACAGAUAUCAAGUUGUUAUAUUUUAGUAGCAGGUGAGACCGGGGCAGGUAAAAGUAGUGUAAUCAAUCUAUUAUUAGGUAGCAAUGUUCUACCUACUAGUGAUCUACAGUGUACAGCUAAUAUAUGUGAACUCAGGAAAUCAGACCGGCGUUACUACGUUCUCGUCCAUAGAAUAAAAGAGAAUGAAAGACGAAAACAACGACAGAUUGUGGACUACGACGAAAGAGGGGGUGUACAACAUUUUCUAGAAAAUCUGGCCGGUCAUAUACAGUUAGUCGAUCAAACUACGGAGGAAAGUAAAUAUGAAAAGAUUGAAAUUUAUUGGCCGUUUCCUUUUAACAUGGAUAAUAUUGUAUUUGUUGAUACUCCUGGCAUUGGUGAUAAUCUCAAUUUAUCUAAAAGCUUACAAACCUACAUGGGGAAAACAUUUGGUUUUAUAUAUGUUAUUAAUAGUGCUGCAGCCGGUGGUGUUCACAGAGACAGGUUGGGUAGAUUGUUGAGGGCGGCCCAAGAACGUGGAGAUGAGGAUUUUGACCCAUCCGCAGCCUUAUUCGUCUGUAACAAACAGGAUUUAAUCAAACAGUCUGACGUAGCGGAAGUUAUGGAAGCUACGAUAGCAAAGUUAAAGAUGUGUUACCCAGGCGUGGAGAGUGAUCAACUAUAUCCUAUAUCUUCUAGAGAGGCUAUUAAAACAGCUGAAUAUAAUCGUGGUAUGUUGAAAGAACACACGGCUUUAGUUACAGGUGUACGAGAUGUUCUACCUAAAAUAUUCCAUUCUCAACUAGCAGCACAUUAUAGAUGGCUGGCUUCAGUUAUCAAAAGAACUCUAUACACAUUGAAAGUGUCAAGAGUUAUUGAUGCAAAGAGUAUAAAUGAUAAAGAAAAUGAAUUAAGUGACAUUAAAGCACAAAUGGCAGCUCUUGCGAGACGUGCAGAAGAUCGAAUCACCAUUAUGAAAACUGAUAUGAAGAACUCCAUACAAAGUGUCGCUAAUGAAGUUCUGCGGGUUCUUGAUCAAUGUAGUCCCGAACUAUCAAUGUGGGGACCGUCAACUUGUCCACAGCCAGAGAAGGACUGGAAAUCCGUGACAAGAAAUGCUUCUAAUGUCAUUAGUAGUAGAAUCUCUCAAUUAAUAGAUGACUGGUGUGCUAGACGCGAUAUUGUGGGACAGAUUAAAAGAAGUGUACUCGAUAAGUUUAAAAAUGAAUUCGAACUGUUCGAGGAUCAAAUUAAAGAGAUAGAAGGAACGUUUCUGGGUGCUGAAACUAGAGCUAUGUCGGAAUAUCACCAAUCAAUGAAAUCUAGAUCUAAUGUUAAAGCUGUGUGGAAAACACAAAAGAAAGAAAGAGACUAUGGGGUUUCAAGUCUCGGAAUUGCCGUCGGUGAAGCAACUUCAUUGAAUAUUAAAGACGCACAGGUGAAGAAAUUAUUUAAAGACUAUAGUACUAGUAGUAAACCGGGUGAAAUAAUGAGACAAGCCACUCUACAUUUUCUACAUGAACUCAAUAAAUCAACACUUACCGAAUCUCUGAAAAAAUACUUUACUAGGUUCUUUAAAGAAAUAGACGAGAUAAGUGGGCUGAUUCCAAAGUUUCUAGAAUCAGAUCGCGAAUUGAUCAAAACCUUAACGCUAGAAGUUCAGGAAAGCGAAAGUAAAAUAUUUGAACUGUAUCCAGAACUGAUCACAAAUUGUUCUGAUCUACGAUCACGAUUAGAUAUGUUUUAUUGUCGAAAAUUGAUGAAGACUGAUUUCUCGUUCCGUUCGUUCAAUAUUGAAAAGACUGAACUUGGAGAAGGGACAUUUGCUAAGGUCUACAAGGCGAAAAUGCCUGGAGAAGACUUCUAUGUGGCAUUGAAAGUAAGCAAAGAUCCUUUAAAGGAAUCGACUGUCAGUGAUGUGUUGUUAGAGCAUGAAUUUUCUAGGGAUUUAAAACACAGAAACAUCAUACGGUAUUACGGAUCAUCGAGAAUCGUUAAAGAUCAACAAAUAAAAUUUGUUAUGGUUCUAGAAUAUUGUACUAUGACGUUACAACAGCUUAUCAACAGAGAGGCUGAAAAACUACCGGCAAAGGCUGGUAGUGUACCAGCACAAAUGAUGACAGCCAUGUUGAACAUGGCGGAUCUUGCUUAUCAAAUAUGUGCUGGUUUGGGAUAUCUUCACCAGAAGAGCGUUGUACAUCGGGAUCUGAAAACAGAAAACAUUUUGCUAACGGAAGACCGAGUGGUGAAGUUAAGUGAUCUAGGAUUGGCUAAAGUGGGUCUUGGUGUGACCAAUCAGGUUGGAUCACCAGUGUACAUGGCGCCUGAAAUUCUUCUAGUUGAUACGAAAACUCCGUACGAUACCAAAGCUGAUGUUUAUAGUCUGGGUAUUAUACUGUGGGAAUUAUGGUACGGUCAGGAUGUAGCUGACCAUAUCCAGGUGAUGAUAAUGGGAAGCUUUGAGGAGAGUAUAAAACGAGGACUCAGACCAUCGCUGACUUUGAAGACCAAACCCCCUUCAGAAUGGGCAAACAUGAUAACCAAAUGUUGGGAUAAGCAUGCACCUGCACGACCUAAAUGUAAUUUCAUCAUGGACUUCUUCGCAGAUUUUAUUAAAGCUCAUAAAAAAUGAAGAGACGUGGUAUAGAUCAGGGUUUAAUUUAACCAGUAUCAAAUGCCAUAAACUAAAAUCUAGAAUUAAAAUACUGUGCAGUUAAUGACGCGUGUGUAAUUAACUAAUGUUGCUUUAAGUAUUAACUAGUUCGGUCAAUGUUGUUUUAAUUAUUAACUAUAUUUAUAUGUAUUAUAUAUUUCGGUUAAUAUCAUUUUGAUUAUUAACUAGUGCGGUUAAUAUUGUUUUAAUUAUUAACUAUAUUAUAUAGUUCGGUUAAUGUCGUUUUGAUUAUUAACUAGUGCGGUUAAUAUUGUUGUAUUAUUAUCUAUAGUGUUGUUAAUUCCAUUCGUAUAAUUAACUAAUUCGGUUGAUGUCGUUUGAAUAAUUCACUAGUGUGUUAAUCUUUCGUAUUAAUUUACUAAUGUCGUGGUAAAACUCCAAAGCAUAUAUUUACCCCAGGGUUAUUGAAUCCUUAAGAAUGCGUCUGACAAAAACAGUAUUAACCGUGGUAAUUAGAGUAUUUAAAAAAACACUCAAAAUACAUGAUACUUAGUCACAAAAAUGUAUAUCCUCACAUGUCACCUGGUGGUCAAUUACGUUUCGUUUUAAUUAUUUGUUUGUUUUGUUUUACUACUGUGUAGUGUUAAAAUCAGAAAGAAUGAACGAAACGAAAUUGAAAUCAGAUUUUAAUUUAGAGUUAACUUCCAGCGAAGGAUCCUCACCACAGAAGUCUCCACUUAAUCGGGUUUUUUUUUCAUUUUAUUUGGUUAAUAUUGUUACUACAUAUACAGUGUCUUUAAGGGGUUUCUAUUCAUUUAGGCUAAAGCGACCUAAUGAAUAGGGGGAUCACGUGGCUAAGUGGGUAAGACGCUGGCUCGCUAGCCUGGAGGUCGGGUGUUCGAUCCCUGCAUUGGCAGAGAAAGUUCAUCCAGAUUUUCAGGCGUGGUUCCCCUUGUCAGUGAUGCAGGACGGAGGGCCUGACAAGGACAGCAGUCUAGUCGUUCGGGUGGUACGAAAAACCGAGGUCCCGUGUACAUAUUGGCGUGCACGUAAAAGAUCCCUUUGCAGUUGGAAUUCGAUAUAAGAGUACUGAUAAGUAUUUUUAACAGUAUUAAACACAUUUUAAGGUGGCUCUGGUGAGAUUAGAUGUGGUAAUUACAAAUUGACCAUAGAAACUGGAAGACGGGAAAAUAUUGAGAUAAACAAGCAGAAUAGGUACAUAAUAUUGUUGUUGAGACAAUCUGAUUAAAACACAGAUCCUAUUUCGUUUCGUAUUUUAUAGUUCAAAAUUUCGUUUUACUUGUCUUCACUGAUUUAUAUAUAGAUCAGCGCUUGUCUUCACAAGAGUAGGCCAUCGAAAGUAUAAAAAACGAAACGAAAUAUAGAUUUGUAUUUUAAUCAGAUUCUAAUUUGAAAAAUGCAAAACUAGGUGGGGAAUCACGUGGCUAAGUGGUUAAGACGCUGGCUCACUAGCCUGGAGGUUGGGUGUCGAUCCCUGCAUUGGCCGAGAAAGUUCAUCCUGAUUUUCCGACGUGGUUUCCCCUUGUCAGUGGUGCAGAACGGAGGGCCUGACAAGGACAGCUGUCUAGUCCUUCGGAUGAGACGAAAAAUCGAGGUCCCAUGUAUACAUUAGAAUGCACGUAAAAGAUCCCUUGGCAGUUGGAAUUUGAUAUAAGAGUAGGCGAUAGUGCCGCUGCCCGGGCAAAAUUUCCCUCAUAGCACACUGUAUGGCGUAUGCCUGUCUUCAUUAGCCCAGUAUAGGAGCAGAACAGUAGGACGUUAAACCCCAUUUCAUUUCAUUUCAUUUGUUGAGAAUACAAACUAAAUUGUUGAAGAUGAAAUAAAUCUGUCUAAUUGA